Andrographis paniculata is the source of this 1909-nucleotide messenger RNA. Its product is annotated as pentatricopeptide repeat-containing protein At4g38150-like. Gene Ontology annotation, molecular function: protein binding. The record is from RefSeq and is a predicted model, not a curated record. The transcript is spliced from 3 exons. Lineage: Eukaryota; Viridiplantae; Streptophyta; Magnoliopsida; Lamiales; Acanthaceae. The coding region runs from base 98 to 1027 and encodes 309 amino acids.
CCGGCCUCCGUCGGCGUCGGCAGCUAGUCGUUUUAAGUAUUCGUCCUUUGCGGCUUCGUAAGAAGCUUUCAGAAUCUUAUCAUCUUCCUUCCUUCAGAUGUCCACUGCGCUCAGAACUAAGCCUCGGUUACUUUCUACAGCUCAUCUCUUUCGAAACAUACGCACCUUUUCCUUUAUUGAUGAUAGUGGAGGGCGUUCUAGUAACCCCCCGGAACCCAUUCCUAACAGACCUUUGAGAAGGCAAUCUCAUCCACCCUCAAACUCUCGUUCCCCAAAGUUUAACCCUAUCCGCGAAAAUGAAAACCGAAGUUCAAUUAAAGGCGAGACUGAUUCUGAUUUUUUGGAAAGGUUCAAGCUCAGUUUUGAGAGUAAACAGGAGCACUCUAUCCCCAAAUCUGAGAUGGUGAAUAGAACUGAUCUGGACGAGAAAUCGGAAACUGCUGAAACAGCAUCUGCUCCAGAGGAAGCAGAUGAGAUAUUUAAGAAGAUGAAGGAGACAGGGUUGAUCCCAAAUGCGGUGGCCAUGCUUGACGGGCUGUGUAAAGAUGGGCUGGUGCAGGAGGCAAUGAAGCUGUUUGGAAUAAUGCGGGAGAAGGGUACAAUUCCCGAGGUCAUCGUGUACACCGCAGUAGUGGAAGGCUUUUGCAAGGCUUGCAAGUUUGACGAUGCAGUAAGAAUUUUUAAGAAAAUGCAGAGCAAUGAAGUGGUCCCUAAUGUGUUCAGCUACCAGGUUUUGAUUCGAGGGUUGUACAGUAGGAAGAGGUUGGAUGACGCCCACAGGUUCAUGCUUGAAGCAUUGGAAGCUGGGCAUUCCCCAAAUUUGGAAACUUUCACGGGAUUAGUUGAUGCGUAUUGCAGGGAGAAGGGCCUGGAAGAGGCAAAGAAUGUCAUCAGUUCGAUGAGGGAGAGAGGUUUUGCUUUUGAAGAGAAACCUAUCCGGGAAUACUUGGAUAAGAAAGGGCCUUUCUUGCCAUUGGUUUGGGAGGCGAUCCUGGGGAAGAAGGCCUCAAAGAUGUCCAUGUUCUGACAGGAACUUCGAUGACAUAAAUGUGGCACAUAGUUCAGGUCUGCAUGGAAAAUGGGGCAAUGAGGGUUCGGCACUAGACAUCUUCGAGACAGAAAAGAUUUCUCUUAUUGGAGAUCACUUCUAACCAACUUCUAGAGGUAUCCAAUUUCUUUCUUUCCUCUCUCGAAUCAAGUUGAUAGCCAAAGAAUCAUAAAAAAAAAAAAAAAAAAAAAAAAAAAAAAAAAAAAAAAAAUCCUUUUUAAAGACUAUGAGCAAAAUUUUGGAUAGUUAAAUUUUCGUAAGUUAAUUUACAUUGUACACUAUUAGUUGUUGUGUCUAUGACCUUUUUAGCAUCAGUGAAUGCGUGCGCGCGUGAAUCGAUAUGAUUUAGGUUACAUGUUAAUCUAAUUAGUGAAAUAAUUAUUUGAAUAAUUGUCUUGAAUGAUGAAAGAAUUGCAAAAACUUACCUGUACUUGUUGUACAUGUUUACCACAUAGACCCGACCACUGCCGAUUAGAUAUAAGACUAUUUUCACAGAGACUUCAAUUACAAGAUCAAAAUGAUAAAGAGUGCCAUGUACGAGACUAUAAAAACAUUUAUCCCUAAAAUCAAUAGCAGCGCAAGGAGCACUAUUUUAUACUUGUAAAAUUUUAAAGUCCCUGGUCUUAUAAUUUGUUUAGUUCUUUGUCUAGGGAUAGAACACGCCUGAUAGGUUGAUAACUUUGUGGUUGUCACUUUAAUGAACUUUGAAGAAGUUGUGUUCGAGGAACAUGACCUGCCGAUGUUUGCAUUGCUUGGUUUUAUGUGUUAAUGUCAUGAAGAGUUUCGAGUCGAUAGUUUCAUUUGCUUUGUUUAAUUUAUGGACGAAUUUUCCAUCACCAUCUAUGAUGCUAGAAACAUUAC